AUGAGCGUAUUGCCGAUUUCAGCACCCGCACCCUGUCAUCUCGAUGCAGCUGUGGUAAAAACUGUCACAAACUCUCACAAUGAGCUCAGAGCAAGCCUUGCCAAACGUAGUCUUAGUGCGGAAAUUUUUGGAAAUAUACCUGGAUCAAAAACUCUUUUCAAGUUGAAGUAUGAUUGUUUGCACGAAGGACUUGCAAUGGCCACCAUUGGAAACAAAUGCAAGCAUUCCAGGAACUACAUGGAAAAAGUUGGAAGAGCCGAAAACUUUAUUACAUAUAGACUGGUUAAGAAACCAAAUGUGACUGAACAAAAGGAUCUUUUUAAAACUGCGAUGGAAGACUGGAUCAAUACGGUAAAAAGACCUCUGAGCUCAGACGUGGUGUACACUGAUACUUCCAUGGAACCAUUUGCUAAUAUGAUCUACAAUAAGACGCUGAAUUUCGGCUGCUGGUUAAUGUUCUGUAAGGAAACAAGCAAGGUUGCUCUUGCAUGCGUGUAUAGUAGCAGGCCAAAAAUAGGUGAACCGCUUUACUGGGCAGAUUCGAAAAAUAAUGCUGGAUGUCAAAAUCCUGGACCCUGCAAGAAAAUUAUCAAAGGAACGGGUGUAAACUGCGAUACUACCUAUGGUCUUUGUGAUCAAGAUCCCGCUACUACUACUAUGACUUCUACUACUACUACUACUACUACUACUCCCCCACAAGAAGCUUAUUACAAUUAUGACGAAGACUAUUAUGAUGACGGAGAGACUGAAAUCAUAGACAUACGUUGA
Molecule: messenger RNA, 768 nt
Organism: Cylicocyclus nassatus
Lineage: Eukaryota; Metazoa; Nematoda; Chromadorea; Rhabditida; Strongylidae
Source: the annotation of a GenBank genome assembly